UGCUGCUGCUCCAAACUUUUCUAAAGUUCAGAAACUUUUGCACAGCCUGUGACAGUACUACCGCAUCUGAUCCUCUCUGCUGAUCUGAAGAGAUGUCUGAGUUAGGCUCCAUUGACAAUCCGGUGAAGUUCAAAGAUCAAGACUUUGACGCCCUGCUGCAGAAGUGCCUCAAAUCUGCUGCUCUGUUCUCUGACACGGUGUUUGCAGCGAACCAAAGCUCCCUCGGCAUUCCAGUGGAUCCUGAUCCUAAAAAGGCAGUGAAGUGGCUGCGCCCAAAGGAAAUCACAAGUAAUGCUGUCUUUGUUGAGGGCACCAUGGGCACCACCGAUAUCUGCCAGGGCCAGCUGGGUAACUGCUGGCUGUUGGCGGCCCUGUCCUGUCUCACCAUGCACCCGACUCUGUUUGUGAAAGUGGUUCCAUCUGGACAAAGCCUGAGUGAAUCCUACGCUGGCAUCUUUCGUUUUAGGUUCUGGCAGUAUGGUGAGUGGGUGGAGGUGGUAGUGGAUGACAGGCUGCCUGUGAGAGAGGGCCGUCUGCUUUUCAGCUACUCUCGCGCCACCAACGAGUUCUGGAGCGCCCUGGUGGAGAAAGCUUAUGCCAAGCUGAUUGGUUCUUAUGGCAGUCUGAAAGGGGGAAUUAUCUCAGAAGGAAUGGAGGAUUUUACGGGGGGCAUUGCCUACUCCCUCCCCGUGUCUUCUCGGCCCCCACGCAUGCUCUGGAGGGGCAUCACUGCUGCCCUGGCUAGGAGCAGCCUGCUCAGCUGCUUCAUACAUGCUGCGAGUGUAAAGGAGAUUGGCACUGUGACAUCAGAGGGUCUUAUCAAAGGUCAUGCAUAUGCCAUCACUGAUACAGAUAAGGUCCAGAGGACGUCUGAAGAGGUCUUACUGCUGAGGCUGCGUAACCCCUGGGGGUUUGUCGAGUACUGUGGACCCUGGAGUGACAAGUGUAAAGACUGGGACGUUAUAGAUAAUGCUCAGAAGGCCAGACUGGAGUUGGCGAAAGUUGAAGAUGGAGAAUUCUGGAUUGGAAUAGAAGACUUUUGUCUGCUGUUUAAUACAGUGGAAAUGUGCAGUGUGAAUCCGGACUCUAUGUCAGGGGAGGCGAGUGAUGACACGGCCACCCCGUCCUGGACAUUGAGCUCACAUCAGGGCACCUGGGUCCCAAUGUGCUCUGCAGGGGGCAGCCGACGAUACCCCAGAUCUUUCUGCAAAAAUCCUCAGUUCCAGAUGAUUCUGUCUGAGAAAGAUGUGGAUGAUUAUGAUUAUGGAGAGAAUGAAGAAGGGGAGGAAGGAGAUGGAGAAGACGAUGAAGUAGGUGUUGUGGUGGCUCCUGUGAGCAAGACUGAGAAACAGGGAGAGAAAAAGAAGAAGUGCACGGUACUGGUGGAGCUUCUCCAGAAAUACCGCAGACAAAAAGAUAAAGUCAACUUUCUCUACAUCGCAUUUCACAUCUACAAGGUUCCCCCUGAGGACAAACCAGGAUCUCUGGACCAGCCAUUCUUCUCCAACAACAGUCCAGUUACUCGCUCUGGAAAGUACCGUAGCAUUAGGAGCGUGUGGCGGAAGGUGCACCUAGAGCCUGGCAGUUAUGUCAUCCUAGCCUCCACCUACAGGCCCAACCAGCAGGGGGAGUUCUUCCUCCGUGUUUACACCAAAACCGGCAACAUACAGGGGUUCCAGGAUUUCCCCUGCACCAACAACUACUCAGUGAUGGUAAUGUCAAAGCCAGUCUUACCUGAGGAUCAGUUUAGGGUGCAGAAGUGGUUUGAUGAAAAAGCUGGAUCGGAUGACAGAGUGAAUGCUGUGCAGUUCAUGAACCUGGUGAACUCAGUGUUGGAAAAAGACUAUGAACUUCCACUGGAGACCUGCAGACAGCUCAUCUUUGGGGAAGACACUGGUGGCAGAGGCCGUCUGAGCAGAGUUCAAGCAGAGAAGCUGCUCACCUCCCUACGCAAUCUGCAGUCUAUCUUUUUCCAGUUUGAUGAGGAUUCAUCAGGAACCAUGAGUCCAUUUGAACUCAGUUUGGCUCUGAAUGCUGCAGGUGUGGAGUGUGACAAUGUUGUGGUGCAGUUGUUGUGGGAGAGGUUUGGCGCUGGUGAACAAUACCUGCCUUUCUAUGGCUUUGUGUCUUGUGUUGCCAGACUGCAGGUGCUCUUUGAUCUUUUUGAGUCAGAGACCAACCCAGAGGUGAAGGACAAGGGCAUCAACGCUUGGCUGCUCAAGCUGUUGGCUGUGUGAGCCUGUCCAGACCCGACACCUCAGCGGGACAGACCUGCUAGGCCAAGACUGCUCUGACGUCAUCCACCUGGGCCUACGUCUCCUACAUCUCCUCCUCUUCUAUCUCAUUUGUGAUCUGCGGACCUUUGCCCUGCAGUUGCUUCCACCCACUCAUCGCUCCAUCAGUUGGGGUCUAUGACCAUGUAGGUCAUUACUGCCUGGACACAAAACAGACUUUUGCAUUUCAUCCCCCUCGCCCCACCCUAACACACCUAACACAAUGUGUUUGUGUGUGUGUUUGCAUGCAGAAUAAUCAAAACAUUUGAAUAUUUUAAUAGAAAUAUU
Sinocyclocheilus rhinocerous is the source of this 2561-nucleotide messenger RNA. It is a transcript of the gene capn12, whose product is annotated as calpain 12. Gene Ontology annotation, biological process: proteolysis; negative regulation of apoptotic process. The coding region runs from base 93 to 2237 and encodes 714 amino acids. Gene Ontology annotation, molecular function: calcium-dependent cysteine-type endopeptidase activity; calcium ion binding. Gene Ontology annotation, cellular component: cytoplasm. Lineage: Eukaryota; Metazoa; Chordata; Actinopteri; Cypriniformes; Cyprinidae. The record is from RefSeq and is a predicted model, not a curated record. The transcript has 21 exons.